Drosophila biarmipes is the source of this 731-nucleotide messenger RNA. RefSeq lists its product as uncharacterized. Lineage: Eukaryota; Metazoa; Arthropoda; Insecta; Diptera; Drosophilidae. The record is from RefSeq and is a predicted model, not a curated record. The transcript is spliced from 2 exons. The coding region runs from base 35 to 637 and encodes 200 amino acids.
GCUAGAAUGCCAGUGCGAGUUUGGCCAACUUAAAAUGGUCGUUUCAAGCAUUGAUUCCUUGCUGACGGAUCAGCUGAAGCUGGGCGAACGGAUUCAAAGCAUCAUUCGAAAUUAUAAAAAGGAUUCUGCUAAAAGAAAAUCGAAACCUGGCUACUAUAAGGAGCGCCUCACCAAGCUGGAACUUCUGGGGGACACAUUUUUCGCAGGAGAGCGUCAAAUUCAAAACACCAUUCGAGGCAUGGAAAUCGAACAUAAAUAUUUUAAGAACAACUUCUUCACGAUAACGAAGAAUGUGCUCGACGACACCAAGGCGGAAUUCGCUAAACACCUGAACCUAUUGGAAAAGGAGACCUCACCCGGCGUACCUGUCGAAGAAGAAGAUAUAAAACGUAAAUUAAUCUCACCCACCAAAGAAGAUGUUAAAUUAGAUAUUAAGUUAGAGUCCAAUCCAGCAAUUAAAAGAGAUAUUAAAUCAAUGUUUAGGGAGCAGAAGGUAUUAAUGGACAGGUUAGACAUCAUUAUAAACAAAAUGACUGCCGAAACGCGGUUGGGUCUCAACCCAGUCGCCUUGCCAUACUUGAGUGAGAUGAAAAGUAUGCACAUGCAGAUAUAUAACAACUUUAGGGACUCUCAGUAACUCUAUUAUUAAGUAAAAUAUUAUUGAUAUUCCUAAGCAGUAAGUUAAAAAAUAACAAAUUUAAUAAACACUCAUUUCUAAUUGAUAUUUAAAA